CUCUCUCCCUCAAUUCCAAGACCAAAAAGAAAUGUGCCAGCUUACUCCCUCUAAUCACACUUGCAAUUGCAGUUGCAAUUCAAACGUGCCAUACCUUGUUCCUUUUAAAAAUUCCAAAUGCUCCAACCUAUACGAACCCUUAACCCCCAAAGGUUCCAACAUAAAAAUCUCCACCCAAAAGCUUGAAAGUGCCCCUUUGGUCGCUCUUGCACUCGAGGAAGCCUUUUCCAUAGCUAAGAUUGCUCUUCCCAUGAUACUAACGGGCCUCAUGUUGUACUCCCGCUCAUUGAUUUCCAUGCUCUUUCUCGGCCGCCUCGGCGAGCUUGCGUUGGCUGGUGGUUCGCUCGCCAUUGGUUUUGCUAACAUCACUGGUUACUCUAUCCUUUCGGGUCUCGCCAUGGGAAUGGAAUCCAUUUGUGGACAGGCCUUCGGUGCUCGAAAGUACACCCUUCUCGGCAUCACUUUGCAAAGAACGGUGCUCUUGCUUUUGGCUACCUCGUUGCCCAUUUCUCUUAUGUGGAUGAACAUGAGGAAAAUACUCAUAGUUUGUGGCCAAGAUGAAGCUAUAGCCAUUGAAGCACAGUCUUAUCUGGUUUACUCCAUCCCUGACCUCUUUGCACAGUCCCUUUUGCACCCAUUAAGAAUCUAUCUUAGAACACAAUCCAUAACUUUACCUCUAACAUGUUGCGCCGUUUUAUCGAUUCUUCUUCACGUACCGAUCAAUUACCUUCUCGUAUCGCACCUGGAGUUAGGAAUCAAGGGCGUUGCUCUUAGCGGCGUGUGGACCAACAUCAACCUUGUAUGCUCGUUGAUGAUUUAUAUUCUCUGCUUUAAGGUUCAAGAAAAGACAUGGGGUGGAUUUUCAAUGGAGUGCUUUAAAGAGUGGAAACCACUGUUGAAUUUGGCCAUUCCGAGCUGCGUUUCCGUCUGCCUCGAAUGGUGGUGGUACGAGAUCAUGAUUCUUCUCUGCGGGUUGUUGUUGAACCCCAGAGCCACCGUUGCUUCGAUGGGCAUUUUGAUUCAAACGACAGCGUUGAUCUACAUAUUCCCGUCUUCGUUAAGCUUCAGUGUGUCGACAAGGGUUGGGAACGAACUCGGCGCCAACCGCCCCAAGACGGCAAAACUCGCGGCCGUUGUAGGUCUCCAUUGUGGGUUCAUGCUGGGGUUUUCGGCACUCGUGUUUGCCGUAAUUGUUAGGAACGUAUGGACAAGCAUGUUUACAGAUGAUAGAGAGAUCAUAGCAUUAACCUCUCUUGUUUUGCCUGUAAUCGGUUUAUGUGAGCUCGGAAACUGCCCGCAAACCACGGGGUGCGGCGUGCUGAGAGGCACUGCCAGGCCGAAAGUAGGAGCGAACAUAAACCUCGGUUGCUUUUACCUUGUGGGCAUGCCGGUAGCGGUUUGGCUUGCGUUCUUUGCCGGGUUUGAUUUCAAGGGAUUGUGGCUCGGAUUAUUGGCUGCACAGGGCUCGUGUAUGGUGACGAUGAUGGUGGUGUUGCUUAGAACGGAUUGGGAUUUGGAGGCUGUAAAGGCUAAGGAGCUGACUGGAGCAGAGGAGAUUGCUGGUGACAGUGAGGAAUCUCGUUCUUUAUUAAGCGAUUCAAAUCAUUAUUGCCUCGUUUAAUUAACUUUUUUUCGAAUUUAUCGCAUCUACUGCUUAAC
Hibiscus syriacus is the source of this 1659-nucleotide messenger RNA. Its product is annotated as protein DETOXIFICATION 49-like. The record is from RefSeq and is a predicted model, not a curated record. Gene Ontology annotation, molecular function: antiporter activity; xenobiotic transmembrane transporter activity. Gene Ontology annotation, biological process: xenobiotic detoxification by transmembrane export across the plasma membrane. NCBI's taxonomy places the organism in Eukaryota, Viridiplantae, Streptophyta, Magnoliopsida, Malvales, Malvaceae. The transcript has 2 exons. Gene Ontology annotation, cellular component: membrane. The coding region runs from base 32 to 1621 and encodes 529 amino acids.